CUCCAUUGGGAAAAUCUCGAAUUUAAGUCUAUGGUAUAAAUCAGUUGGCUUGUUUGUUUAAAAUGCUUAAGGACAGUUUGAUAGAUUCUUUGGUAAAUGCUUUGCCAACAAACGUGCACACAGAUCUCCAAAUCCCACCCGACCAUCGCGGGCAGAGUGACACGGUUAAAGGAGACUACAAGUACUUCCACUAUGGCUGCGACGGGCAGGAUGAUCGGGGCUGGGGAUGUGGCUACCGCACGGUACAAACCCUGGCAUCGUGGCUCUUCUACAACUGUGAUCUGACUAAGGGCCAAGGCAUGGUAGCGCCCAGCCUCCCCGAUAUACAGCGGGCUCUGGUCUGCAUGGGGGACAAGCCUGCACACUUCUUCGGCUCCAGGGAGUGGAUAGGAACGUUUGAGGCUUCACUCGUGCUUGAUUACUUCUAUAACGUGCCCUGUAAGAUCGUGCACGUACAGGGAGGAGGCACGGACUUGGUGCAGGUUGUGGGGCAGCUUCGGGAGCACUUUGAACGCCACGGCAGCCCGGUGAUGAUGGGAGGUGGCACGGAUAACUCUUCCAAAUGCGUGCUUGGAGUGUGCUCCGGAGGGCAUGGUGCCUACCUGUUAAUAGCGGACCCUCACUACUAUGGAGCGGAGCUGGAGAGGACAGAGCUGCAGCGGCAGGGCUGGGUGGACUGGACAGAGCUCUCUUCCCUGGACCGCAGCUCAUUCUAUAACCUGUGCAUGCCCCAGGCUGGCAGUAUGCUCAAGACAUUAAAAUAGACGAAUAUACUAUUUCUGUCGCCAUUCCUCCUAUGCAAAAUCUCUGUUCUCAGAUGGGGACAAGUAUUGGGUUUCUCAGGUUUCCUAAUUGACAGCACAAGUGCAGAUUAACAAUAGGCAUUUGACGUAAAUAAUGCACUUUGUUUUAUAUUUAAAUUUUGUAAUUAAGUAGCUUGUAGUAGUAACCUACUCAGGUGGUAGAGUAGCCAAAUCAUUUGACCCAAGUAAAAGUAAUUGUUACUUCAAAAUAAUAUUACUCAAGUAACAGUACAAAAUAAUAGUCCAAGAAAUUCAAGAGUAAAAAAAAAAAAGUAUAUGGAGGAAAAUAGUACUGCUUGCAAACAGUAUAAGUAACUGUUUCGACGUAACAUCAGAUUUAUGUUUUGAAGUUAAUGUAAUCUGAAGAUCAAAAUGGUUAAUAAUGUAUAAAAUCUGGUGUCUUUGAGAGAAACUCAAUAAUAUUUGAAGGAGCAGUGCAAGAAGCAUAAGUGUUCAAAUCAUUUAAUAUUGUUAACAUUAAACUUAAAUGAUAGAAAGUAACCACAACAUUUACGUAAGCAAGAGUACUGUACUGUUACUUCAAACUAAAUAUUACUCAAGUAGGACAAAACUAUGCAGUCUGAAAACUACUUGAGUAAACACACGUUGUUUUAAAAAGUUACUCAAAUAAAUGUAAAGUGGGUGAGCAUUACCUAUUUCUGCCUAUACUCCAGUGUUCAAAAACUAAAACAGCGCAAUAUCGCCACCUUGUGUCCAAAUCUGUCAUCAAUAUUUAUCCAAACUUCAGAGGAAAUGCAAGAGACUCUUUUGUAAUAUGUGUCUGUUAGGCCAUCUUUAUGCAAGCAUUAAGAUACUAUUAAUCCAAAUAACAACAACCCUUUAGGUCAGUUUAGAGUCCUGCUGAUGAUCUAACCAAAGACUAUAUUUAAAUAUUAGACAUGUUUUACUGUAAUAUCUAUUUUAUUACAUAUUUUAUCUGUUCAGGAAAGUGCAAUUCUGACCUUAAAGUUGACCUAUAAUGCAAAUAUAAGUAUUAUAGUUUCCCCUCACCACUGACCUGAAGUUGUAUUUGGAGUAAUUCGUACAUGUAUGAGCAAUCUUCAGUCGCUUAUUUUCAAGACGCCAUUUUGCCAAUUAACCCCUGCUUUCUCUGCCAUCGGUACACGCCCACUUGGUUUGUUCUCCAAAUGUAUUUUCUUGACAUGUAGGAUUCGGCAGCAGCGUGUGUAAUGUGCAAAUUAUAACAUAAUGAUCCACGAGUGUCAUAGAUUAUAAGUAUAUAUCAGACACAAGCACAAUAUGUAUUCUUUAAAUUAAAAGAAGUCAACACAAUAAAAUAAUUUCAGGUGUGCCAG
Molecule: messenger RNA, 2119 nt
Organism: Periophthalmus magnuspinnatus
Lineage: Eukaryota; Metazoa; Chordata; Actinopteri; Gobiiformes; Gobiidae
Gene: ufsp1
Product: UFM1-specific peptidase 1 (non-functional)
Exons: 1
Coding region: 63-764 (233 amino acids)
Source: RefSeq, a predicted model, not a curated record